AUGGAGGAGGAGGAGAAAGCCACAGGAAAGCAGCAGAUGACGGAUCACCUAUCUUAUGUCGAGACCAUCUAUGUGCCUUCCAAAGCUGUGGUGGAAGCUGCAAAGGCCAUGGAGAGGAAACGCCAGCUGGGAGCCAGGCGAAUCAGUGGAGGCCCAGCUGACAGGCCCUUGCCAAGCCAUGAUGAAGGAAGCAGUGGAGAUGACAACCCAGUGGUAAGGGCACCCAUCCGCCCUUUUGCCAUCAAAGCCAAACUCAUAGUGCCUGAGACGGGGGUAGAAGGGGAAGUUGAGGCAAUCGUGGACACAGGCUGCACCCGAUGCUUAAUCAGUAUGUCUAUGGUGGAGCAGCUAGGCAUACGCACAAGACCCCUCCUAGCCAAUCCCAUUUGGGUUGAGCAAGUGGAUGGGACGCUAAUUGGAGAUGGCCCUGCCAAAGUAAUUACUGAUUUGCCCCCUCUUGACUCCGUCCGUGGCAAGCAGUCCUGUUCCCUCCUGACCGCCACCGAGGACUUCAACAUCAUUCUCUACCAUUACAACCUCACCGGACGGCUGAGCCACCGGCGUCCCGAGGAAGACCGCCUCGACGUCCUCAAGAUCAUCAUCAUUGCCGCCAGCUGCCUCAUCAUUUUGGAGAACCUGGUGGUCCUGCUGGCCAUCGUCCUGAAGGUGAGAAGCCGGCGUUGGAUCUUCACCUGCCUGGCCAGCAUCUCCUCCAGCGACCUCCUGGCCGGCAUCGCUUACUUGAUCAACCUCUGCUUGUCGGGCCGGAAGACCUUCCAGCUGUAUCCCUACAUGUGGUUUCUCCGCGAAGGGAUCCUUUUCAUCGCCUUGGCGGCCUCUACCUUCAGCCUGCUGGUGACGGCCAUCGAGCGCUUCAGCGUGAUGGUGAGGCCCAUCGCAGAAAGCGAGUCCGUCAAGACCAACCGCCUCCGGAACUGCAUCUUCUUCUCCUGGUUCCUGGCCUUCGUGAUUGGCCUGCUUCCGUUGCUCGGCUGGAACUGCAUUUGUGACGUGCCGCACUGCUCCACCUUGCUGCCGCUUUACGCCAAGAAUUACAUCCUUUUUAUCGUCGUCCUGUUCAGCAUCAUCCUGGUGGGCGUGGUGAGCCUCUAUUGCUCCAUCUACUGCUGGGUCGGCCGAAGGGUCAAACUGGGCUUCUCCAGCGGCGGCCCAAAGAGGUCCCUGCGGCUGCUGAAGACAGUGCUCAUCAUCCUCUUAACCUUCCUGGUCUGCUGGAUCCCUCUCUUCCUGCUGCUGCUGAUCGACAUCUUCAACGGGAGCAAAGCGCUGAGGCUUCAGAAGGUCUUUGGCUGGUUCGUGACCUUGGCCGUCCUCAACUCCUUCAUCAACCCCAUCAUCUACUCUUUGAAAAGCAAAGAGGUGAGGAGGGCUGUGGGGGAGCUCCUCUGCUGCUGCUGCAUCUCGGCCGGGUGGCAAGGCCCCCGCGGCUGCCUUGCCCCCAGCGACCACCUCCGCAGCUCGUCCACGGAGGUGGGGAGUUCCUUGAAGGUGCGCGAGAGCUUCCGCAGCCCGCCGAUUGAGAAACGGACUGCCAGGAAAGAGCCUCUCUCCAGCAACUCCAGCGUAUUGAGUGCUCUGGUGGUCAGUGAUGGCCGUGGCCAACCUUACCAGCAAGGUUAGAAAAUGGGUCUUCUGCAACGUACAGAGACCUUUGAAUGGCUGGUGCCCGAUGGGGGGACUUGCUCGGUCCAUUGCCCUCUCGAUGACCGGUGGUCAGCCACGGCCUGAAAUGCAAAGGUCGUCCUGUUCCAAGCCGGUCUUCCUUGGGCAACCUCAAUUGCACACGUUCUGAAGAGGUUCCUUGUUCUCAACUUUCCUGGCUGAUGUCAUGCCUUCCUUCCCUUUCAUCCUGCUCUUCGGUCUUGGCUUUUGACGAAACCCUUCCUUUUCACCGGCCGAUUUCUUGCAGGACUCGGUGCCUCUGUAGGAACGGAACUGAAUCUCAAAAGCUGGACCGGCAUAUUCUAUGACUAAGGUACAGGUUCCCCUCGCACAUAUAUAUGCUAGUCGUUCAUGACUCUGGAGAACAGUGCUCAUCUCCAUUGCAA
Molecule: messenger RNA, 2069 nt
Organism: Thamnophis sirtalis
Lineage: Eukaryota; Metazoa; Chordata; Lepidosauria; Squamata; Natricidae
Source: RefSeq, a predicted model, not a curated record